UUUGCUUCUCUGCAGAUGGAGAGGUCCCUGGAACUGGCCAACACGACCAGAGUCCAGCAGUUUGUCUUGCUGGGUUUGUCCACAAGGCCAGACAUAAGGGACGCCCUGUUUGCCAUCUUCCUGACUCUCUACCUGCUGACUCUCUUGGAGAAUGCACUCAUCAUCUACCUCAUCUGCAGCCACAGUGAGCUCCACAAGCCCAUGUACUUUUUCCUGGGCAACCUCAGCUGCCUGGAGAUGUGCUACGUGUCGGUGACCAUGCCCAGCCUGCUGGUUGGACUGUGGACUGGACCCUACCAGGUGCCCUUCACAGCCUGCAUGACUCAGCUCUUCUUCUUCAUUGUCCUCAUCUGCACAGAGUGCACCCUCCUGGCCUCCAUGGCCUAUGACCGCUAUGUGGCCAUCUGCCGCCCUCUGCACUACCCACUGCUCAUGCGGCCCCAGGUCUGCCUGGGCUUAUCCUUGUCCUCAUGGCUUGGUGGGCUGGUGGUCUCAGUGGCCAAGACCACAUGUAUAGCCAGCCUGUCCUACUGUGGCCCCAAUGUCCUCAACCAAUUUUUCUGUGACGUCUCCCCUCUGCUCAACCUGUCCUGCACCCAUGUGGCCCUCACAGAGCUGGUGGACUUCAUCUCUGCCAUCGUCAUCUUCUGUGGAACUCUGCUAGUCUCCCUGGCCUCCUAUGCAGCUAUUGGGGCAACUGUGCUCCGCAUGCCCUCAGCGGCUGCCCGGCGCAAGGCUUUCUCCACCUGUGCCUCCCACCUGGUGGUGGUGGGCAUCUUCUACUCGGCAGCUCUCUUCAUCUACUGCCGGCCCAGCCGCAUCAAGUCCAUGGACCUCAACAAGGUGCUGUCAGUCAUCUACACGGUGGUCACACCCAUGUGCAACCCUGUCAUCUACUGCCUGCGUAACAAGGAGGUCCAUGCAGUGCUGUGGAAGACCCUCAACCGUCCUUGACUCUGGUCUUUCAAACCUUGGACUCUCACUUUCUGAUUCAAAUCUUAUAUCACCCUCAGACACCUUAAAUUACCUUCAAGGACAAGUGAGAAAAUGUUUUGCUGCACAAUAUGCAUUGAGCACAUACUGAGCAGUAAGUAAAUCCAAACUGCCAAAGAGAAAAACAAGGAAAAGUCUAGGAGAAAGCACAACACCCAAGACAAAUUAUAAGUAUCUGCUAAUCCCCAUGAAGAGAUGUUUAACCUAGCUUCCAAAGCAACAAAUCUAUGUUUAAUAUGAAUAUUUAAUUUAAUAUGAAUUUUAGUACUAUACUUCUUAUUCCUACAGGACUAAUAAAACUUAUCCAAUGUAUCUGCAAGU
Messenger RNA from Oryctolagus cuniculus (rabbit), 1314 nucleotides. RefSeq names its product olfactory receptor 6Z7-like. The record is from RefSeq and is a predicted model, not a curated record. Gene Ontology annotation, cellular component: membrane. Gene Ontology annotation, biological process: G protein-coupled receptor signaling pathway. Gene Ontology annotation, molecular function: olfactory receptor activity; G protein-coupled receptor activity. Lineage: Eukaryota; Metazoa; Chordata; Mammalia; Lagomorpha; Leporidae.